AUGGUGUGCAGACAUCUUGCGAGCCUUGCCGCCGGUCAAAACUACGCUGCGACCAUUCCACUCCGACAUGCAAACGGUGUGUUCGCCGUGGAAAUCUCCUCGCCACAUAUGCCUGCAAGUUCAGACAACAAUUGGGACAAGAAAGCCCAAUCGGUCACGCCUCCUGACACCCUGGGACUGAUGAGCUAUUCUGGCGGGUUAGGCGAGAGCGAGGAUCAUCUAAAUGGGAUCCUCACGCCGCUGGCAACCUUGGAACACAAUCGGGCCAGCUCGAGUUCAAAGCAGUUUCAGCUGGGCGCACGGCUACUGCUGACGUUGUUUGAGAAUCUGUCGCUCUACGAGACCGUCGCGGAAAAUCGUUUAGACAAUUCACCAGAAGGUUGUGUUGUCGGCCAACAUCUCGUCCCCAUGAUCUUUACGGCCUUGAAAGAUAACCACAGACUCCUGGCAAAUGACCAGGAUGAAAAAGAGCGGUACUAUGAGAACCUGCUAGGCUGGUCCCAGAAAAUAUUUGACGAGACCUCGCAGACGAUCCAGGUUGCUCCGCUCACGGCACCCGAGGAAUAUCUUCGUUGUAUCUCCAAUCGAUGGGAAGGCAUCGGGUUGGUCUUCUCCAUUGUGGGUCAAGGUGCAAUGCUAGAGAGAGACUGGAAAACUGUAUCUCAGUUGACAGAUGCUGCACCAGCAGAUCAAAGAUCACUCGGGGUGCUUGCGGCCACUGCCAGCGAUGCUUGUCUCCAAUUUUGCGAUGACUCAGGCGUAGUCCAUGAUCCGCUGGGGUGGCUGCUGUAUCAGCACACCCAUCUGCUGACUUUGGUCUAUGGUAACAACGAUUAUCGAGCGUGGCGAAAACUGGCCCAAUUGUCAACUGUGGUAUUUACUCUCGGGCUGAACCAGACCGAACUCAACGCGCGCAUGCCUUUCUUUCUGGCCGAGCUCCGUAGACGCCUGAUGGCUGGCGCCUAUAUCAUGGAUAAGCAGCUGUCCACGUUCCUUGGAAGACCGCCCCAGAUCAUCUGGAGAUACUGCGAUGUGCAACUUCCUCUGGAUCUGCGUUACGACGAAAUCCUUGCGGACCCGGCUACUCGAGAUGCUGCCAUCGGCAGACUGGACGCGAACGGUUGGAAAAGCCAAGGUGUCAUCCAACAGGCGCAGUGGCUGCGAGUUGCUCUUUUGGUCGGCUCAAUCAGAGAGCAAAUCCUCGAAUUGUCGCUGAGCCGCUGUGUCGAUGACCUCGCCCGGAAAGCCAAGCAAGUGUCUGAUAACUCCCGCAGAACGUGGGAUGAACUACCCAGUUUCCUUCGCUGGCUUCCUGGCAGUGCCAGCUCGGACGACAGUGGCAGUCUCAUUCCCCUCUAUCUCGACUUCCUCUACAAUGACUUCCUUCUCUACCGGCUGCUUGUUAGGCGCUCCCAGACCGAGUUGGAUGCCUUGAUCAACGUCUCCCAGAAUAUACUGGGCACGGCUCUUCAGCUCAUCGGGAGGAAGAUUGCAUGGGGAAAUGGGACAUACAACAUGGGAUGGAACGCCUCUUCAUUCGGUAUGCCGGCUGCCGGCGCUCUCGCAAUUGAGCUACUGUGCCAAAGUGACCGGUCAUCACGGUCUGCUCCGUCGAUGUUCCGACGGCCCGAAACCAUCCAGAACCUGAGCGUCUUUGCAUCUUACCUCCAAUACGUCGUUCGACCGCAUGAGGGAAAUUACAACAUCUGCCAGCGUGCACGCGUUAUCCUUUGCCGCAUCCUCAACCUGGCCUUAUCGGCCAAUCCGUCGCCGUUGCCCUCUAGUUUACCUGCUGAUGCGGUAGCGGCGGAUUGGUUGAAUGGGGAGUCGAUCUUGCUGGACGAUGGGACGAAUCUCCUGGAGUGGAUCGAGAGUCGACUUGAUCAGUUCGAAUAGCUUUCGCCGUGCGCAUUGAAAGCAGAAGCACCCACCUGGUCUAUACGAGCUAUAUAAUGAACACCUGACUAUAAGCUUUUUCAGCGUCUCCCCGAAACCUGUGAACAGCAACAAGACAGAUACCUCCCCCUUGCCAGGAAAUCCUUGAUCAUGGUGGCUCCUACCUCACUCGGCGCAGGAUUGACCGAUUGAGAUGCUGAGGAGACACCGAUUCGAUCCCCCCCAGGUGCAGCGUGA
Messenger RNA from Aspergillus novofumigatus IBT 16806, 2133 nucleotides. RefSeq names its product putative C6 transcription factor. The transcript is spliced from 5 exons. Gene Ontology annotation, biological process: DNA-templated transcription. The record is from RefSeq and is a predicted model, not a curated record. The coding region runs from base 1 to 1896 and encodes 631 amino acids. Gene Ontology annotation, molecular function: DNA binding; zinc ion binding. Lineage: Eukaryota; Fungi; Ascomycota; Eurotiomycetes; Eurotiales; Aspergillaceae. Gene Ontology annotation, cellular component: nucleus.